Molecule: messenger RNA, 1965 nt
Organism: Acaulospora colombiana
Lineage: Eukaryota; Fungi; Glomeromycota; Glomeromycetes; Diversisporales; Acaulosporaceae
Source: the annotation of a GenBank genome assembly
AUGUCUAAGAAAUGGCUCAACCCGCCUCUCUCCUUACAGCUAAGGAGAGAGACCACUAACCACCCCAACGAGGACGAAGGCCUGCCGCAGUCAAUACAAUCCGACACUCAUGACACCACUACUUUAUCAUCAAUUGGCCGACGAGAGUCUUCCACAAGUGUGGCCCAAUAUGCAUUCGUCGCCCCAUCGGGGAACUACCUCGACCUUCCCUCUGCAGUUCCAUUUCAAGAUUCCUUUACACCAGCAUUACCUUCAGCGGAAUUUCCCAGUUCAGCUCGUGGUUUCGUGACCCCUCCAGUCACUUCUUCCACCGCAGAUUUUCCUGGAGCAACACACUCAGGACAUACAAGUAUUGUUGCAGCCUACCAGCACUCUCAUCUAUCAUAUAACAAUACAGGCAAUGCUAUAUCUGAUGGUCGCGAUAGUUUUGGAGAAGAACAACAUCAGCGGGCAUCCAAUCCUGCCAUUCAUGGCGACCGGACGACUUCCCCCGCUUCUUCCGACCCAAUGACGAUUCCUCCUCAAACAAACAAUACAGAGACUACCUCGGGCGCAACUGCCUUAAAUCGCGCUGAUUCAUCGGUAUCGUACAACUCUGUAUGGACUAUUCGUGGCGAGGAUGGUUCCAUACCACGUCUUGCCUUGGAUAUCACUCAAUUUCCCCGACCACCGGCCCAAGCCAAGGCGUCCGACCACGCGUCCACAACGGAUACCAUUCCCUCCCGCGAAACGAGUUUAGAUGAUCCUUACGAUUUAUCUUCAUCCGGUCGGACAAUGGCUUUCCCCGGUCAUCCCCUUGUAUUGAAGCCGGGAGUGCUGAGAAGCAUGGCGAGAUCGUUUAAUGCGCCGGCCUCUCCACUUUUCGAAGAAAGUGAACCUUCUAGCAGUCGUCCACUAACUCCAAUUGCCGUCGGGGGAGUUUCGUAUAAAUAUCCAAUUGCAAUCGGGGACGAUCCUCCGCAACGACUGGCCGGAAGCUCACCUUUAGUGCAGGAGGCGUUUAACUCUAUCUCACUUCCUCUCUCUCAAGGCCAAUCCCAAGCACGAGAGAACCCCGAAGAAUAUCAUGCUCCUGUUCAAUAUCUCGCUCCACCUGUACCGGCCUCCCCUGCUGCUGCAUCAGCCCGUGACUCUUCCCAAUCAAUGGUAUCCCAGUUGACAGUCGCUUCACGAGGCUCGACUACAUCACCUCAUCUGAGCUUUGUUGGUGACCGUCCAGCGCGUGCGUCAAACCUUCCAACACCAAACGAAUCAGCUCCGGGGCAGUGGGAUCAAGUCUUGAGCUCGGUCAAAGCACAUUGGACCUCCUCCGACUCCGUCGUCGCUGACCCAAACCGUCAAAUCUCAUCUGCCGGAGCUGGAAACAGCCGGUCGCGGUUCGUGUCAAGUGUCGCGACUAGCGCUGCAGUGGCUGGCAGUAUAUCCAACAACGAUAAUGAGGAGGGUGAUAAUACUGGUGAGACGGUGACGGUACCGGCCACCCUCAAUCCAGGCGCGCCCAGCACAGCAUUAAGUCCGCUGAGCGGUGAGAGCAACUCGGACGUCUACUCUGCUAUUGGACGGAUGAGCUUUCCUAAGCCUCCUUUUGGUGUGGAAUCAAACGCCUCUUCUUCUCCAAGUAGCAUAUCACCACUAAAUGAAGCCGCCGCACCUAUCACAGCCCUUUCUGGUGGUACUCAAAGCCCUAACCGAACACCCCGUUCAACUUGGGUGACCGGUUUAACCUUGAGGACGCGAAGUAGUCGUGGGUCUCUCAAGCGACGAGCAACGGAGGACAGUCCACUCACAAGUCCCAAGACACCGAUUGUACCACCUCUCCCUGCGGCGGUAGUGGUUGAACCCGUCACCAAUGCCGGGUCUUCGCAAGGUCAUGCCACUGAGGAGUCGGUGGCGGAAUCUAAGGCGCAAGAGUUGACAGUUCCAAGGAUUGCUGAUUCCUUGCCCGUCGAAAAUAGUGGAAGCUCC